UUUUUGUGUUGCACGUCCUCAGCGUCCUCCCCUCAGUUUAGCUAUUUGGUUUUUUACUCGAGCUACAAGCUACAAUCCCAGCCGUGCUCUAACCUCACAUGAGCCGCAGAGGGGUGAAAUCACCUAGCAACCCUAAAAAAAAGAGCUGGGAGCUAGCAGUGUGUAGUAGUUGUUACCUCCCCUUGUGUGUGUGUGUAUGUGUGUGUGUGUUUUCUGAAAAUACUAGAUUUGAAGAUGGCGACCAGCUCGGAGCGCAGUCCUCCUCCGUUCCCCGACUCCUUGGAGGACCAAGAUGUGCUUGACUCCGAAGACGUCGAAGAAGGAGGAAGAGGAGGUAGUGAUGAAGACGAAGGCGACGACCUCUUCAUCUCCACGACCGAAGCUCCACUGACCGAAAUGGAUCCCACACCACUUUCUGCUACUCUGCUCAGUGAUGAUUUAAUGGAUCCUCCCAGUGAUAUUAUGAAUGAUCCAUUAUGCGAACCCGUCAGCAUCCAAACAGAAACCAAACCAGCCAGUGAAGUUGUCAGCGAGCCCUCGGAUGAUUUUGUCGACCUAACAAACAACCUGAUGACUCCUGAUGACAAGAUUGUAGAUGUAGGUGCUGCCGAAGAUGCAGCAAAAGACACAACUGAAAUCCCUCUAGAUGAACCCUCAGACGAUUUUGUUGACCUAUUGGGAAGUGAAACUGAAGCACCACAAGAGGAAGUAGUGUUUGCAGAUGUUUCUGUUGGAGUAGCAACAGAUAAAAGUGAAGUGACGAGCAGUGACACAGAUCCACCUGGUGAGGCUCAACAGGAAGUAAAAGAAACUUUCACUGCACCGAUUAUCGACAUCAGCAGCGAUCUGUCAUCAAUUAAUUCACAACCACCACCUGCCAGUGACAAAAUUCUUGACCCUUUGGCGGACCUUCUUAGUAAUCCUGCACCCGUUGAGGCCAAAAAACCGAGCCCCAUGCCAGACCUGUUUGAAGACGACGGCAGCGACUUGUUUGCAGAACCGUUGCAGGCUACUACCGCCAAGCAGCCACAGAAAAGCCUGUUUGGAGAACCUGACGAGGAUCUGUUCAGCGAGCCGCUGGGCGCCACAGCAAAGAAAUCUUCCACCAAGGAGCAGAAGGACAAAUCCGUCACAACCAAGGCUGCUGUUGCUGCUGCUUCUAGUGUCAGCAACAUAAGUGGACCUCUGCAUGAGAGUAAUCAGGGAGAGCCUGCUGAUAUCUUCUCUGAGGAAGCCAUCGCCACAGAGCCCAGCGUCAGCACCACAAGCAGCGUCAACUCCAAGACUAAUGGAGUCCACUCUGAAGAAGACACAGAUAUAUUUGCAGAAGCCACAGUGGAGCUUUCUCUCGACAGUCCGCGGAAUGAGAGAAAGACGGAUGUGACUGCCAAACCGUCUGCAUCCGCCCCCUCUCUGUCAGCAGCUGCCAGCCUGGUCAAGCCUCAGGCUGCUGCCCUGGAGGAGCUGGAAGAAGAGGAAGAAGAAGAGGAGGAAGACAAAUUUGAAAUCUCUGUGUCUGUCACUAACCCUGAAAAAAUAGGGGACGGGAUGAACGCCUACAUGGCCUACAAAGUAGCCACACAGACCACACUGUCCAUGUUUCGCAACAAGACCUUUACAGUCAGGCGACGCUUCAGUGACUUCCUCGGCCUUUACGAGAAACUGUCUGAAAAACAUGGACCAAAUGGAUUCAUCGUGCCUCCGCCGCCAGAGAAGAGCAUUCUGGGUAUGACAAAAGUGAAGGUGGGAAAGGAAGACUCCUCAUCUACAGACUUUGUUGAGCGGAGGAGAGGUGCUUUGGAGAGGUAUCUCCAGAGGGUGGUGAAUCACCCAUCACUUCUCCAAGAUCCUGAUGUCAGAGAGUUCCUGGAGAGAGAUGAAUUGCCCAGAGCAGUCAGCACUCAGGCUCUGAGCGGUGCCGGCUUCCUGAAAAUGAUCAACAAAGCAACAGAUGCAGUCAGUAAAAUGACCAUCAAGAUGAAUGAAUCAGACGUGUGGUUUGAGGAGAAGCUGCAGGAGGUAGAGUCUGCAGACCAGCAGUUCAGGAAGCUCCACGCAUUGGUUGAGUCUCUGGUCGUCCACAGAAAAGAGCUGUCGUUGAACACGGCGAGCUUUGCCAAAAGCACGGCCAUGCUAGGCAGCGCGGAGGACAACACCGCUUUGUCCCGCGCCCUCUCCCAGCUGGCAGAGGUGGAGGACAAGAUGGAGCAGCUACACCAGGACCAGGCAGCAAACGACACCUUCCGCUUCGCCGAACUCAUUGCUGAUUUUAUCCGCCUGCUUGGUGCCGUGAGGGGCUCGUUUGAUCACCGGAUGAAGGCGUGGCAGCGUUGGCAGGAUGCGCAGGCCACUCUGCAGAAGAAGAGAGAGGUCGAGGCCAAACUGCUUUGGGCCAACAAGCCAGACAAACUGCAGCUGGCCAAGGAGGAGAUCGCCGAGUGGGAGGCCAAGGUGACGCAGUACGAGAGAGAAUUUGAAAGAGUCUCUGCCACCGUGCGCAAGGAAGUCGUCCGCUUUGAGAAAGAAAAAGCUAAGAAUUUCAAAAGACAGAUAAUUCAGUACUUGGAGUCUCAGCUUCAGUCGCAGCAACAGCUGAUAAAAUAUUGGGAGGCUUUCUUACCAGAAGCAAAAGCAAUCGCCUAAUCCUCGAGCACCAGCCUUCUGGACGACAAAACAGGCUGCCUUUUUCUUAUACACUUUACCUCUUGCCUUUAAACCAAGGAAAAAUGCGUGCAUUGUAAAGGGAGAUACAAUCAACCUGUUUUUUUAAUCACCUUUAACAUAUAGCUCUGUAUUCUAUUGUAUUAAUAAUUGUAUAUUUUCAUUUAACCUUCCACAAAUAUUUUCUUAUUAGAUGAAAAGAGUUUGCAUAUACAAAGAUAUGGACACACGAAGAAAAGAGAAAAAAAGCGCAAAGUGUAGACGAAUGAUUUCCAUUAAUUUCCACAAGAGAAGGGAAAGGAAACGAGUCCGUCGCUCUCAGGAUUUUCUCCGACAUGUGAUCAGGAGCUCCUUCACAUCAGCAGUGGUUAAUUGUUUACAGUGCGGCUGCUCUCUCAUCAAAUAUUUCUGGGGACCCAGAUGAAGAAAGUGGCCAACACUCUCACUCUGUUUCUUCUUUUUAAUGACUCAAAGGGAUAAAACAGUUAAAGUAAGAAUUAUGAGCACUUCCACUUGGUGGAUUAAGUACUUAAGUACCAGCCAUGUUUUGUUUUUUGUUUUUUUUUCUUUCAGAUUUAAAAUACUAUUGAUGCUGACGGGGGUGGGGGGGUUGCAGGGUAAAGAGAGGCAUUAGAUUAGCGGUCUACAGCUGUGGUCAAGGGUUGCAUUGUAGGUCAAGCUUAAUGUGGGUUUAAUGUUUUAGAUUUGAUUUCAAUCAUAGUGCAAACUUUACUCUUGUAACUACACUUGUCUGUGCCUUUUUAAAUCCGAGUGGUGUUUUCGUCUUCGGACAGCAAAUAUAAUCCAGUUUUUGGGAGAAGGUUGAACACAGCUGAGGAUUGCUAACAGUCACUUCCACAACAGCCAUAAUGACAAGAUUGUCAGGCUUGAGUUUAAAAACCAUGCAGGUGUUUUCACAAAAUUUUGCCUAUUUACUAUAAUUGUUUUUGUAUUCUUUUCAAGGCUUUUUAAAUGUGCUUAUCUUGCGGGCUGCCUCGGCUUCCACACACUUGAAACUUGCUUGAGAUGUGCACCCUUCACUGUUAAUGUCAUGAGAUUGUUUGAGUUAAUCAGUGACUAAAAUACAGUAAAUCCUGACAUGUCCACUACAUAAAUGUUGCUAUCUCAAGCAAACUGCAAGUAUUGUGGUGUACUGAAGUGAAAUUGAUGAAAACCAUUUCCUUGACAGGUUGACAGUAAUUGCAAAUAAUAAUUAAUCAUGAUAAAAUGUCAGAAAAUAAUGAAGAUUGCCCGUCUUAAUUUUCCACAGUGGUAUCAUAUUGCAGGUUUUGUCGAACUUAAAGAUAUUACAUUUAAAAUCAUGUAAAACAUUGAAAUGCGGUCCUCAUAUUUGAGGAGCUGGAAACAUUUUUGAUUCAUGAAUAACUUAAAUGAAUAAUAAUCUGUUGACUGAAUAAUCAUUUCAGCACUAAAUGAGACUGUGUGAUUUCUAGUAAAUGGGCAACAACAUGUUAAAACACUGGAAUGGUCCUUUUAAAAAUGGAGUCCAGGAAGCACCAGGACUGGACUGAUGCUGACUCGUAGAGAUGAGAUUAAUGUCAAAUACUAAACUGAUGUCAUACUGAACCUAAAUGCUUCCCUGCUGCCUCAGUCCGCAGUUUGACGAUCAAACAGUAACACGUGGCAGAGCUGCCGUCUUUUGAUUAUAGCUUUAAUUUCACGUUUGCACACCGUGCAGCGAUUACGCUACACUGUAUCAUGUGUCAGUAAGGCAUCAUGUAACUUGCAGACAUUUCUUUGCACAAGUUUUUUUUUCUUUUUCUUUUGACAUAUACAUGCUUGUUUUCAUCUGAGAUUUCGAGGAAUGCUGUCAGACAGCACUGAAUGAAAACUGUGGAUGUUCAGCUUCAUACUGCGUAUCAUCACUCGUCAACGUGCAGAGCAAUGUCAGCAACGUGCACUGUGUCAUAGAAAUUUCUUUUAAAACAAAUCAAUUAAAGUUGCACUGUUUACACUUGGA
Scomber scombrus (Atlantic mackerel) is the source of this 4642-nucleotide messenger RNA. RefSeq names its product sorting nexin 1a (gene snx1a). Gene Ontology annotation, molecular function: phosphatidylinositol binding. The record is from RefSeq and is a predicted model, not a curated record. Gene Ontology annotation, biological process: intracellular protein transport; early endosome to Golgi transport. The coding region runs from base 235 to 2643 and encodes 802 amino acids. The transcript is spliced from 15 exons. Lineage: Eukaryota; Metazoa; Chordata; Actinopteri; Scombriformes; Scombridae. Gene Ontology annotation, cellular component: endosome; endosome membrane.